Molecule: messenger RNA, 864 nt
Organism: Linderina pennispora
Lineage: Eukaryota; Fungi; Kickxellomycota; Kickxellomycetes; Kickxellales; Kickxellaceae
Product: ubiquinone biosynthesis O-methyltransferase
Exons: 1
Coding region: 1-864 (287 amino acids)
Biological process (GO): ubiquinone biosynthetic process
Molecular function (GO): 2-methoxy-6-polyprenyl-1,4-benzoquinol methyltransferase activity
Source: RefSeq, a predicted model, not a curated record
AUGCUCAGCACAAUUCGCACCCUCGCGGCAGCGCGGCGACUGCCAUCAGCACUCAGCACGCGCCUACUCACGACCGGCGGCGGAGCGCCACGGGAUCUAGACACGUCGUCAUCACACACGGUGUCUCUUGCAGAGCUGCAAAAGUUCACAUCGGUCAGCAACGAGUGGUGGGACACGCAGGGGGCAUUCAAGUACCUGCACACGAUGAACCGGACGCGCACGCAGUACAUUCGGUCGCGGCUGCGCGACCUGCACCCGGAGCUGGCGCGGCUCACGGGCCGGACGAUUAUCGACGUGGGCUGCGGCGGCGGGCUGGCGUCCGAGGCCUUGGCACGUCUGGGCGCCCACGUCACCGGCGUGGAUGCGGCGCAGGAGAACAUUGCAGUGGCGCGGAUCCACGCGCAGCAGGAUCCAGGGCUGGCUGGCAAUCUGGUGUACAGGCAGUGCACGGCCGAGCAGGUGGUGGCGGAGAAGCAGCAGUUCGACGCGGUGGUCUCGCUGGAGGUGAUCGAGCACGUCAGGGACCCGGUGCAUUUCGUGCACUCGCUGGUGGAGCUGGCGAAGCCCGGCGCACCGAUCUUCAUCUCGACAAUGAACCGCACGGUGCUGUCGCUUUUGGUGGACAUUGUGGUGCCCGAGUACAUACUGAAUAUGGUGCCGAGGGGCACGCACCAGCACAGCAAGUUUAUUGCGCCCGAGGAGCUGACCGAGAUCCUGCAGGCAUUGGGCACGCGGGUUCUGGACGUUCAGGGGCUGGUGAUGGAUCCGAUUAUGAACAAAUGCCACCUGGUGGACAGGGAUAUGGGGCUGGUGCGGAAUGCAGGCGUGCAGGCGAAUUAUAUUAUGAUGGCUAGGAAGAACUAG